AUCAUGGCCGUCCUAGCAGCCGUUUGCACCAAAAUGCCUGAAGCCAAAUUGGCCAUCAUCUUCCUCCCCAUGUACACCUUCACCGCCGGAAGCGUGAGUCUGCUCGUGUGUGUGUGUGUGUGUGUGUGUGUGUGUGUGUGUGUGUGUGUGUGUGUGUGUGUGUGUGUGUGUGUGUGUAGGAGGAGAUGGCGGGCCGUAGAGUCGAGUGUUUGUGGAAACGUCAUGUUGUGGAGCAGCUGAAACAGAGAGACCGAGUUCAGCGCCAGGCCUUUGAGGAGAUCAUACACCAGUAUAACCGGUUGUUGGAGAAGUCUGAUCUUCAGGUUGUGUUUUCUGAGCGCCUUCAGACCGAAAAAUUUGAGCAACAGAACAGACACGACCUCAGUCCGGGCGUAGAGGGCGGUCGCAGUGAUUCCCUGCAACAGGAAAUGGCUCAGAUGAGAAUUAAACAUCAGGAGGAGCUGACGGAGCUGCACAAGAAACGAGGAGAGCUGGCCCAGAGCGUGAUUGAACUAAACAACCAGAUUCAGCAGAAAGACAAAGAGAUCCAGAGUAAUGAAGCCAAGAUGCUGGAGUAUCAGCAGCAGAUCUCUCAUCUGGAAGGAGAGUGUCGCGAGCUCCGCAACUCUCUGGCCGAUCUGGAACGAGCCAAUCAGACGCUGCGAGACGAGUACGACGCCCUGCAGAUCACCUUCAGCGCCCUGGAGGAGAAACUACGGAAAACCACAGAGGACAAUCAGGAGCUGGUGACGCGCUGGAUGGCCGAGAAAGCGCAGGAGGCCAACAGACUCAACGCAGAGAACGAGAAGGACUCCAGGCGCAGGCAAGCGAAGCUUCAGAAGGAGUUGGCAGACGCAGCGAAGGAACCUCUUCCCAUAGAGCCAGAUGAUGACAUCGAAGUUCUCUCGGAGGAUGCUGGGAAGGCAACGAGCGGGACCGGUGAAACGUCGCCGAGCAGACAGAUCAGUCGCACGCCGAGUAGACGAGUGUCUCAGCCUCCUCCUCCGGCUGGACUGCUGGACUCCAUCUCUAAUAUCUUCGGCUUGUCUGAUUCUGUCCAACCUGGUUUCGUCCCAUCUGACUCCAGAAGACGUCGCUCGGUGAACUCGUUCGGCUCGUCUCCUGAGAGCGCAGAGGUUCCUCCGGCGUGCGCCGACGUCCGCGUUCCCUCCACCGCGCUGCACGUCUUCGACGCCCACGAUGGAGAAGUGAACGCCGUCAGGUUCAGUCCCGGUUCUCGUCUGCUUGCCACGGGAGGCAUGGACCGCAGGGUGAAGCUCUGGGAGGUCGUUUCUGGCCGAUGUGAACCUAAAGGAGCGCUGACGGGCAGCAAUGCCGGUAUCACCAGUAUAGAGUUUGAUAGUGCGGGCUCGUAUCUGUUGGCUGCGUCGAAUGACUUUGCCAGCAGAAUCUGGACGGUUGACGACUACAGACUGCGGCACACACUCACCGGGCACAGCGGGAAGGUUUUAUCAGCUCGGUUUCUCCUCGAUAACGCUCGAAUCGUCUCCGGCAGCUACGAUCGAACGCUCAAGCUCUGGGACCUACGCAGCAAAGUCUGCAUGAAGACGGUGUUUGCUGGUUCUAGCUGUAAUGAUAUCGUCUGCACGGAGCAGUGUGUGAUGAGCGGACACUUCGAUAAGAAAGUUCGUUUCUGGGACAUCAGGGCGGAGAGUAUCGUGCGUGAGCUGGAGUUACUGGGACGCGUUACGUCUUUGGACCUCAAUCACGACCGGACUGAGCUGCUGACCUGCUCUCGUGACGAUCUGGUGAAAAUAAUCGACCUGCGCAGCAAUGCAGUGAGGCAGACGUUUAACGCUCAAGGUUUCAAGUGCGGUUCAGACUUUACCAGGGUCACGUUCAGUCCUGAUGGUAGUUACGUGGCGGCCGGUUCUGCAGACGGCGUUCUGUACAUCUGGAACGUUCUAACGGGAAAACUAGACAAAACUCUUGACAAGGGUCACAGUUCUGCCAUAAACUCGGUGUCCUGGUCUCCCUCGGGCACGUACGUGGCCAGCGUCGAGAAAGGCAGCAAGGCCGUGCUCUGGUCUGACAUGUGACCAGCCGCUCUCGUCCUCCGCAGCCCUGCCGUGAUUGGAUGAAACGGACUGUAAAGCCCGAAGGAAAGUGAGCCCACCCUCACGUCCCACUGGCCUCUUGAACUACUUUUCCCACAAUGCCAUCUGUUUGGCUGUCGGUGUACAUGUGCUGCCUGCCUGUAUGAUCGGACAGCACCGUACACGCGUUAUACAUAUAUUUAUAUCAGCUUUCAUGUACUGUCUGUCUCUCACGCUCUAUGUGAGGUGAUGGAGAUUACACAAGUGACUGUCACUGUCCUACACGACUCUUACUGCUUCUUCUAACACGGCUUUACAAUAGUAUUUGUGUCUCUGUCAGAGUUUAUGCUUUGCCUUAUACAGAUACAGGCCAUUAAGCUGUGUGUGUGUGUGUGUGUGUGUGUGUGUGUGUGUGUGUGUGUGUGUGUGUUGAAUGCAGUUCCACUUGAGCUCUAUGAAUGGCACUGUUCACUAAAUAUUUUUCGUAGAGUGAAAAUCGCACAUUUCCCUUUUUACAGUCUUUAAUAAAAUGCACAUACAGCAACCCAAUUUAAUAUAAGACGAACCUCACAAAUAUAACAUUUUUCUCAUAAGAUAAAAAUAAAACAUUUAUCUUAAAAUGGUGACAUGGUGUUUAAACGAUGCUUUGCAUUGUUUUUUUUUGUUUGUUUUUUUCACAUUUAUCUCUCAUUUUAAUUAUUGUACAAAAAAUUCUCAUACUGUUAUAGUAAAAAUCAUUCAGUCCACAAUGUUUUAUUCAAAACUGCAUAAAUUAUGGACACUACAACUGCUGUUAUUAUAUAGUUAUAAUAUAACGUUUUAUUAAUUUAUUUUAUCUUUUCAUGCCACACAAAUUAUUUUGGAUUGCUGUAUUGAGUUUAGUUGAGAAAUGGGAUUUAAAAAAUAAUGUGUAAAAUAAUCCAUGCCUAAAAUAAGUGAAAAUAAUUUCACUAUUGAAAAUCUUAUUUCUAAUAAUAUUUUCUAUUAAAGAGAAUUUUGGGAGAAAAUGUUUGAAUAAAAAGCUGUGCACAUGCAAAAGAAUAUCUUUAAACAUAUCAAACAAAAAUAAACAUGGCAUGAAAACUUUUUUUUUCCUUUUUUUCCCAAAAUGUUUUUUUUUUUUUUUGGGGGGGGUGAAG
Messenger RNA from Puntigrus tetrazona (Sumatra barb), 3196 nucleotides. RefSeq names its product ATG16 autophagy related 16-like 1 (S. cerevisiae) (gene atg16l1). The transcript has 20 exons. The coding region runs from base 186 to 2060 and encodes 624 amino acids. Gene Ontology annotation, cellular component: autophagosome membrane. Lineage: Eukaryota; Metazoa; Chordata; Actinopteri; Cypriniformes; Cyprinidae. Gene Ontology annotation, molecular function: protein binding. The record is from RefSeq and is a predicted model, not a curated record. Gene Ontology annotation, biological process: autophagosome assembly; negative stranded viral RNA replication.